UGGGCGGUGCGGUAAGCAGCCAUGGCGUAUUCCACUGUGCAGAGAGUGGCGCUGGCCUCGGGCCUCGUUUUGGCCGUGUCGCUGCUGCUGCCCAAGGCCUUCUUGUCCCGCGGGAAGAGGCCAGACUCGCCGCCGAGCCCCGAAGGAAAAUUGGGCCGAUUUCCACCAAUGAUGCAUCACCACUCAGCACCCUCAGAUGGUCAGAUGCCAGGGGCUCGUUUCCAGAGGUCUCACCUUGCAGAGGCCUUUGCAAAGGCUAAAGGAGCAGGUGGAGGUACUGGAGGAGGGGGUAGUGGAAGAGGAUUGAUGGGACAGAUCAUUCCAAUCUAUGGCUUUGGGAUUUUUUUGUACAUACUGUACAUUCUGUUUAAGCUCUCAAAGGGGAAAACUGCAGAGGAUCGGAACUGCUCCGCUGCCCCACCCGGAAACAGCCACAGGAAGAUUACCAAUUUUGAGCUUGUUCAACUGCAAGAAAAAUUAAAAGAGACAGAGGAAGCCAUGGAAAAAUUAAUCAACAGAGUGGGACCUAAUGGUGAGAGCAGGGCACAGACUGUGACUUCCGACCAAGAGAAACGAUUACUGCAUCAGCUCCGUGAAAUCACCAGAGUCAUGAAAGAAGGCAAGUUGAUUGACACAUCUACUCCAGAAAAGGAAGCCGAGGAAGCACCUUACAUGGAGGACUGGGAAGGUUACCCUGAAGAGACUUAUCCAAUAUACGACCUCUCGGAUGGUAUCAAGCGUAGGAAGGAAACAAUCCUGGUGGAUUACCCUGAUCCAGAAGAGCCCUCUGCUGAAGAAAUAGCUGAACAAAUAGGAGUGAUAGAAGAGGAAGGAUCAGAUCACUUGAGCUGGGAUCAUUUGCCCUCUGACUAUGGAGCCCAAAAAGAUAAUUCUGUUACCCUGUGUGAUCCUAAACCAGAAUCGUGCUCCUGCUGUUUUCAUGAAGAAGAGGAUCCUGCUGUCCUGGCAGAGAAUGCUGGUUUCAGUGCAGAUGGCUACAGUGAGCAAGAGGAAGCCACCAAAGAAGACUGGCCCCAAGACUUUACAAAUGAAGGGUUGGGGAUCAGCACUGCUAACACACACAUUGGUAGCAUGUUGAGGAAGCGCAACCCCCAGGGUUUGGAGUGAAAGCAGCCUGUUUGGGGAAGUAUCCAUUACUCUGUUCCCAAGAUACCUUUCCUAGAUUUCAUCCAUGGCCCUGUGCCCUCUGCUUCCCUCUUUGUGUUCAGUGUCAUAGUUCUUGAGCCACUACCAUGGAUAUUGUCUAUCCUUCCUGGUGCUUGCACACCUGUCACCUUGUAAAGUAGCCAUUAGUGUGAACACAGGACAGAUCACCUUUCUCUUCAUGCCUUUCCAUAUCAGAAAAACUAACUCAUUCAGUAAACAUAUUUGGUUGAUGUGCUUGCAGGUAGUACCACCUACACAAACAUCUGACCUUCAUAGGAGCAACAGAUGAUUUACCUGAGAAUGAGCACUGGAUUAGCAGAUAUUGAGGAUGUAAGGUUUUAAGAAUGAAGAUUUUAAGACUCCCAAAUGCCUUAUUCUUUGGGCCUUGAACUUGUGAGUGGUCCCCUGAGAAGAGCAUGCUCGAUUGUAAGGAUGAGACGCCCAGAGCACAGCAAGACUGAGCUGUAGUCUCUCCCCAGUCUUCUAAGAUACCCUGGCUCCUCCAGCAUGGCAGGGCAUGAACACACAGGCCUAUUUGGAGACCAUUUUGUUUAUAUAUUUCCUUGAUCCCUAGAUUCCUUUGUCUUUACUCUGUUGAAUAGAACUGCCAAAUCCAGAAGCACCUUUAUAUCUCUGGUGUUCUGUAGCUACGGGGAAUUUGAGGCACAGGCAUUAGUUUGUGUCCUACAGAGCUGGAGUUUGAGGCUGUUGAAGCUACAGGAUUGCCUAAGUAUGGUGGUCCUUCCAUGAGGAACUCGGGUGGCCAGGAAACCACCAUGUCUAGUGAGACAAGAUGGAACCUGUGAAUCCUAACAAGGGUGAGUCAGUUCAGUUACAUGGAAGACCUGAAAUUUGGAAGGUGACGUAUCUGCAAGGACAUUCACAGUCAUAAAAUGGGAGACUCAAAAAUUAAGGAAGUCUGUGAAGCUGGAUACAGUCUUUAAAGUUCUGUUGUACUUGGCUUGAAUAUGAUGCUGGAAGAUAGUUUGGAUCACUCAGGAGCAUACUGGCUGCCAUCAGAAGGUAUGAGUCCACACUAAGAUACUGCCAGCUACUGCAAAGCUUUAUGUGUUAGCUGAACUAGAGAAGUCCUUUGAAGAUUGAGUCUAAAAACACUGCACUGUAUCAGUCCCUGUGUGGAACAUUUGAUUGAAAUUGUGAAGAAUGCAGUUGAGCAUGUACUGAAGAUGGUCUCAACAUAACUAACACUAAGUGCAAAAAGCAAUGUAGGUUCUCUUGUUUUGGCGAAUUGUUUUCUGUGUGAUUCUUCUCAUUUAUGAGAAGUUGAUUUAAGAUAGCCCCCGGUCAUUCAUUCUAAUUUUUGUUCAUAGGAUAUGAUUCCAUUAUUAGAUAAGAACUUGUUUUGUUUUCAUUCAUUCAUUGGAUAAGUGCCCCAUGUUGAGUACUAAGUGAAUUUGUACCCUGAAGAAUUUUAGUUUAAUGUGGGAGUCUGACAGAUGCAUUGUGGACCACAGGAAGGCUCGGGAUUGUGAAUUCCUAUUUGUGGCUGUAGAAUCUUGAAUUGGUCCUCAGUUAGUCUGAGGCUGGUUUGACACCUGUAAAGUGAGGGUAGUAAAAACACAGGUCUCACAGGGUUGGAAGGAAGGUGUUGGCAGCAUGACUAGCUCAUGCAUAAUAACAUAUCUUGUGACAGCCAUUCUAUUACAGUAUGAAUCCAAAAUUACAGGAGCAUGGAAGAACAGGAAUGUUUUUGCCAAAGUAUCAAUAAAUUUCAGAAGAGAUUUUGUGGCGUGCUGAGAACAUAGGCAAAGAAGAAAAGGAACAUGUUGUCAGAAAGAGUACAAGUUAGCAAGUACAGUGUGGUGUGUAGAUGGAUAUUCAGGUGAAAAGUGUUACAAAGCCAACUCUUAUUAUUGGGGUUAGCUAUGGAAACAGUUCUUGCCAGAAGGACCAAUCCCUCAUGGUUAUUGCCACUCUAGAUGUUGGCUUACAUAUAGGAAUAUAUUUGCUUGGAUAUACCAGAAAUUUUAAUAUACCUUUCAGUAAUUUAGAAUAUAGAUUUUUUUUUUAUUUUCCAGAAUUGUAUCCUUUGGAUAUGAUGGUUUUUACAUGUAUAUCCAUCCAACCCAGGGUGAGCAAUAUCAAGGGCCUGGUUUUCAUUGUUGUGCUCUUCAUUUUUCAAUAUUAUGGGCUGCAGACUUCAUCAAGGCCUUGCCAGGUCUGCAGUGACCUCUGGGGAACCACAGCAGUAACUGGCCUAAGAAGCCACUGUACAUCACCUAGGGCCAUGCUUGGUAAAUCAGGUGGUGAUCAGCCAGAAGAGCCCUUAACCUGGUUAUAGUAGGAACACAGGCAGUGCUGCAUCACCUCAGGGACUAGGCCUGGCAGGUGUGCUGAGGAGUAGAGGUGGAUUUAGCCUCUAAAAAUUAUGGCCUGUGGGAACCAUGUUCUUUAUAUUUAGACAUAGGUGGUAAAAUAACUUAUGGUCUGCACUAAGACACUCGGAAAAAAAAGAACUUAAUACUCAUGGCACAAUUAAUAUUAAAUUUUCUCAUUGCUGUGACAGAAAUACCUAACAAAGGUAACAGUGCAAAAAGAAGAUAUGGCUUGAGCACAGUCCUUCACGGCAGCAUAUGCCAUAAGGGCUGGUUUACAGGGAGCAGAGAGGCGACUGUUAGCAUUUCACUUGUUUUCCCUUUUAUUCAAUCUGGGAUCCUAGCCAGUGGGAUGACACUGUCCAUAGUAAGGAUGCGUCUUCCCUCCUUAACUAAAGCUUCUUGUAAACACAUUCAUAGACAGGUGUGUUUCCAUGGUGAUUCUAAGUCCCAUAAAGUUGGCAAUCAAGAUUAACUCUCAGUGGCAACAGAUGUAAAACAACAUUUUCCUGGAUGUAUAUUCUACACAAUUUAGGAUUUUUCUUCAAUCUGAUGUGUACACAAACAAAACCUCUUUCCCUUUUAGAGCAUCCUGUAUAUGGUCUUCCUCACAAAUGCUGAGGCUACAGGAGCCAGGCCAUGGUUCAGGUAGGAAAUACUUUACAUCAAAGACACUUAUCUAAGUAAAUAAAUGAACACUGAUAGUAGAUCUACUCUUAAAUUCCCCCAUUAUUUAGACAGUUUGCAUCCACAAAGAAUAUUUUGUGUGCCACCUAUUGGGUAGUAAUCAGGAAGAACACAAACUUCCUUAACUAUUAGCAUGUCUACAACACUUUCUAGUAUCAAGAAAAUGGACUAUUUUUUCACUUCAUAUGGUAUCAUUUUUCUUGUGAGUGGACUAGGAAUCAUGUCCCCCUUAUAGGCCUGGUCAAAUCUGUGGGCCAAGUCUGUGUGACUUUGUGAUGGCUCCCUUCAAGCAGAUAAUUAACUUUGAUGCCUGCUUUAAGCAGCAACUACAGGCUUCCAUCAUCUUGGUUUCAAAUCCACCACAGACUGAAAAAGAUCCCCACAAUGUAAAAGUCCUGUUUAAAUAGUCCCAGCUCCAAGCCAGGCCUUUCCCACUCUGAGCCCUACAGCCCAGUUCUGUCUACAAGGGCCACAUACUUAAGAACUAUCAGCCAGUUCCUCCAGUUGACCCAGAUGACCUGGAUGUAUCUUCUAACCUCAUUUUUUCCCAAUAAUGGAUGUGGCACCACAGGAGAAGACAGUGUUGCUUUGUGUCGAUGGUUCUAAACAUGUUCUGGACCUUUUCUGUUGCUAUUACCCACCUGAGCCUUUGAAGCACCUAGGAAUGAAUGGAAUGAAGAACAUUUUUAGGAGAGAAAGGUUUUCUCCCUCUAUGAAAAAACAAGGACAUAGCAGUGAAACAGUUCAAGUUUAAUUUGUUGAUACAUGUCUGUACUUAGACAAACACUAAAUUCUAUAACAUACAUGAUGUCAUUAUGGGAAAAUACGAAGUUUGUCAUUGCACAUACCAAUAAAUAAAUACAUUUGCUUCAGAAUACCAAAAAGUUUAUUCAAAAAGUCACUUAAUAAAAGCACAGUUUUGCAAGUUUGUCUAAAACUCCAGAUAAUUUUGAACAAAAAUAAAAUGUCUGACCACUCCAAAAUAGGAAAAGACAGUCAUGUGCAAAUCGACAUACAUGUUCUAGGCAUGAAAACUGGCUAAGUGUGCUCCCAGCAAGAGAAAUGCUGCCUAUCCUCACCAAGCCGGUCAUCAGUGCAGGGUCCAGGAG
Messenger RNA from Psammomys obesus (fat sand rat), 5299 nucleotides. RefSeq names its product RIC3 acetylcholine receptor chaperone (gene Ric3). Gene Ontology annotation, biological process: synaptic transmission, cholinergic; protein localization to cell surface. Lineage: Eukaryota; Metazoa; Chordata; Mammalia; Rodentia; Muridae. The coding region runs from base 22 to 1128 and encodes 368 amino acids. Gene Ontology annotation, cellular component: neuron projection; neuronal cell body; intracellular membrane-bounded organelle. The transcript has 6 exons. The record is from RefSeq and is a predicted model, not a curated record.